Messenger RNA from Ricinus communis (castor bean), 1483 nucleotides. RefSeq names its product phosphatase IMPL1, chloroplastic. Gene Ontology annotation, molecular function: inositol monophosphate 1-phosphatase activity. Gene Ontology annotation, biological process: signal transduction; phosphatidylinositol phosphate biosynthetic process; inositol metabolic process. Lineage: Eukaryota; Viridiplantae; Streptophyta; Magnoliopsida; Malpighiales; Euphorbiaceae. Bases 132 to 1256 code for a protein of 374 amino acids. The record is from RefSeq and is a predicted model, not a curated record. The transcript is spliced from 10 exons.
AAUUGUAGACCAAGAGACUAGAAUUUUGGAUUCUUUAGCCACAUCCUGACAAUACUUCUUGUGCCUUUCAUCCCCUCCUACAGAGCCUGUGGCACCAACUCAUUCCAAUUCCAAACUCGAGUAUUUGAAACAUGGGCACAUCUCUACUCUUCUCAACAAACAUCUCUCUCAAUUUUUCUCGUUUACCCACAUCACUUUCACCUCCUAGUUACCCAAACCAAUGUCUUCCACAAAGAUUCAAUGCAAAUUCCCGUUGUGGGUAUGCCUCAAUUAACUUCAACACUAAGUCAAUCAGAAGAAAUCUUUGUCCUAAUGCUGUAUUAUCUGAGACUCCUAGUAAUCAAAGACAGUAUGCGCGAGUGGGUGCUCAAUCAACUGGACCCGUACCUCUUAGCCAGCUUAUUCAAGUUGUUGAGACUGCUGCUAAGACUGGUGCUGAGGUGGUGAUGGAUGCAGUCAAUAAGCCUCGUAAUAUCUCAUACAAAGGACUUACUGACUUGGUGACUGACACAGACAAAAUGAGUGAGGCUGCUAUUUUGGAAGUUGUUAGAAAGAAUUUUGGAAAUCACCUUAUUCUUGGGGAGGAGGGAGGAAUCAUAGGAGAUACAUUAUCAGACUAUCUUUGGUGCAUUGAUCCUCUAGAUGGAACAACAAAUUUUGCUCAUGGUUAUCCUAGCUUUGCUGUUUCUGUGGGAGUUCUGUUUCGAGGAAAUCCUGCUGCAGCUGCAGUGGUAGAGUUUGUUGGUGGUCCUAUGGCUUGGAAUACACGUAUAUUUUCUGCAACUGCUGGUGGGGGAGCAUUUUGUAAUGGCCAAAGAAUCCAUGUGAGUCAAACUGAUAAGGUGGAGCAAUCUCUUCUCGUAACUGGGUUUGGAUAUGAACAUGAUGAUGCAUGGGCUACUAACAUUGAAUUAUUCAAGGAAUAUACUGAUGUCAGCAGGGGUGUGAGAAGGCUUGGUGCUGCUGCAGUUGACAUGUGCCAUGUAGCUCUUGGGAUUGUAGAAGCAUACUGGGAAUACCGUCUAAAACCAUGGGAUAUGGCUGCUGGCGUUCUGAUAGUUGAAGAAGCUGGUGGAACAGUAACUCGCAUGGAUGGUGGAAAAUUUUGUGUAUUCGAUAGAUCUGCUUUGGUAUCUAAUGGUGUGCUGCAUAGCAAGCUGUUGGAGAGGAUCGGACCUGCAACUGAGAAACUGAAAAGCAAAGGAAUUGAUUUCUCACUGUGGUUUAAGCCGGAAAAUUACCACACAGAUUUUUGAAAGCCCAUAAUUCUAUUCUUGUUCAAUCCUUUGCAGCAGCAAACAGGUGCUACAUAUUGUACCUUCAGUAGUUAUCAUCUUCUCUAACAAUGUCUUAGUAUAUAUUUGGUUUAUUGUUUGUCAAUAUUGCGCAUUUAAAUUCAGCAACUCCUUGUCAAUGACAGCCUGCAUCUAUGCUAUACAUUGUUUAAAAUAAAGGACUUAAUGUUAAUCCUCUUUUCUUGUCA